Messenger RNA from Catharus ustulatus (Swainson's thrush), 2270 nucleotides. It is a transcript of the gene ELMOD3, whose product is annotated as ELMO domain containing 3. The coding region runs from base 446 to 1474 and encodes 342 amino acids. The transcript is spliced from 10 exons. Lineage: Eukaryota; Metazoa; Chordata; Aves; Passeriformes; Turdidae. The record is from RefSeq and is a predicted model, not a curated record.
UCCCUAGCGGACGGAGGUGCGGACUGCAGCUCCCGGCGUGCAGCGCGGCCGCUCCUGGGCAGUGUGGCGGCCUCGGACUGAGGGAAUCUGAAGGGUCUGAGAGACUGAACGGGGGCUGGAACGGGCUCCUGAGGGGUUGGGAGGUUCUGAGGGCAGCAGGAGGCUCCUGAGGGGUCCGGGGGCACUGGGAGGCGGAGGGGUGCUGAGGGCAACAGGAGGCUCCUGAGGAGUUGGGGGUGCUGAGGGACCAGGGGGACCCUGGGUGGGUUGGGAGAUUACCGAGCGGCUGAGGGGUGCCUGGGAAGAGCUCCUGAGGGAUGGAGGUGCUGAGGGUUUCAGGAUAGGGGAUCCCUGAGCGGGUUCCUAAGGGCUAGGGUCGUUCUGGGGGUGUCAGUCGCUGGGACACCCCCAUUCCACCACCUGAUCCCCUCCUCUCCCGCAGGCCAUGAGCGGCGCCGGGGGCUCGGAGCGGCCGGAGGAGCGGCAGCGCGUUGUACCCCCGAUUCCGGGUCUGGGGCAGGAAGGUGUCCUGCAGGAGCUGCUGCUCAGAGCGGGGCAGUCCCCAGCCCCUGGGAUCAGCGAGGAGCAGCGGCUGGCCCGGGACGAAUGGGAGGCUCUGGAAGAGAUCCAGUCAGGGCUGAGGAGCACCUCAGGAGCGUCCCCCCCUCCGAUUUCCUUCACUGAGGCGCUGCAGCACUUCCAGAGCGCGGAGCUCUCCGGGAGCCGGGGAAAGGUCCGGGCGCCGCGGCGCCGGGGAAUCCUGGCUGCCCUGCUCCACUGUCUCUGCGGGCCACCCCAGCUCCAGCCGCAGCUCCGGGAAGAGCAGGAGCUGGCGCUGGCCAUGGCACACUGUGCCCUGGAUGACUCAGAGUGGGUGCACAUGCGGAUCCUGCAGACCAUCUACCAGCAGCUGACGUGCUCCAAGCUGGGCUGCCCGCGCUACGGAGCACACUGGGAGGAGCUGGGCUUCCAGGGUGCAGAUCCUGGGACUGACCUGCGUGGGACAGGAAUGCUGGGGCUGAUGCAGAUCCUGUUCUUUGUCCUGGAUUCUCGGAUGCUGCCGCUGGCACGGGAGAUUUUCCAGCUCUCCCAGCAUGAAACCCAGAAUUUUCCCUUCUGCAUCAUGUCUGUGAACAUCACCCGGAUCGUCAUCCAGGCGCUGCAGGAGGAGCGGCUCUCCCGGGAGUGCAACCGGCGGCAGCAGGUGAUCGGGGUGCUGAACGACCUGUACGCCGCUGCCUUCCUGCGCCUCUCCUGCCUCUGGAAGCAGCAGCACGGCACCGUCACCAACGCUAGCUUCUUCCUCAAGGAGUUGGAAUUAUCCACCAAAAAGAAGCCAAGGCAGCUGCUGAAAUCCCUGGAAGCCUACCUGAGCUGCAGCCUUCGGCCUCCCUCCUCUCCCUCCUCCCAGAUCCACUUCUCCAGCAUUUGUGACCCUGGAGUGGAGCUGGAGGGAGAUUCCCAGCUGAUCUGACACAGAGUGGGAUGGCUGCAUAGAGAAUUCUGCUGGUGGAUCAGCCCUUGGAGGGAGACACACGGGUGUUCCCCCUGAUUUGGGGCUUGGGAAGGGCUGGGAGAGGUCAGGGAGCUGGAAUUUUGCCUGUUUCAGGUAGAACUCUCUGGAAGCAAAGGAGGAAGAGGUGGUGGAGCAGGGGAUUCCAUGAGCCACCCAGCAUGGUGCUGGGAUAGUCCCUCUCUCCAUCCCAAAUCCAGGGUCCCACCUGGGUCCUUACCCUCCCCAGGUGGAGCUGGAAGGUGAUGCUGGGUUCCUGGAUCCCAUCCUGGCCCCUGCAGUGCUUGGAAUGGGUAACCCCCCACUUUGGGCUGGGCAGGGUCCCUGUGGGGUGUCAGCACUCCAAAAAGUUAUUAAAGGAGGGGAGAUCAGGGGUCUGGUGGAAAAGAGUGUUUUGGAUUUGCCACUGGACUCUGUAGCUGGGGGAAGGAAAGGCAAGCUAGGGGUGCCCAGAGUCCAGUUUGGGGUGAAAAAGGUGCUGUGGAGGAGAGAAACGAGGGUUGAGAGCUCUGAGGAGAAGGGUUAUUCCCUUUGGGAGCAGCUCAGAGCCAAUGCUUGGGAGUGUUCCCAGACCCCUAAAAAUGAGGAAGAACAGUCCCAAAGCCCAAAUCUGGAGAGAAAUUAGGGGUUUGGAGGAGAGAGGUGGGAGCUGGAGGGAGAAUGGAGUGUUGUGGCCCUAGCCCCCCUGAGAGGGUGAUGAUUCCUGAGGGCUGGGAAUGCUCCUGGUGGAAAAUAUAAAAUAAAUGGAGAAAAAGGA